This is a messenger RNA of Cyanistes caeruleus (blue tit), 824 nucleotides long. NCBI's taxonomy places the organism in Eukaryota, Metazoa, Chordata, Aves, Passeriformes, Paridae. The record is from RefSeq and is a predicted model, not a curated record.
CUUCCUGCCAGCUGCACUUGCCAGGGCCAUCUGGGCAUCCUUGUGUCUGGCACAGCCAGGUGUCCCACCCUGGGUGCCAGGUGUCCCACCCUGGGUGCCAGGCUGUCCAGCUGUGCCAUUGCCCCAAGCACUCUGCUCCCCUGGUGCUGUGGCCUCGAGGCACCUCAUCCUCUGGGCACCCCACAUGGUGGCAUUGGGCGCUCUGGACACUGUGCACCCCCAGGGACACGUUCUGUGGCUGCUGCACUUCCCAACAGCUCGCUGAGCACCUGGGCUAUGGGUGCUUCACUCACCCAUUCCCUGCAUGGGUGCUCCUUUCCCUGGGCACCCUGUUCUCCAGGCACCCCACGGCAGGGGUACCCCAUUCCCUGAGUUCUGGACUCCCUGGGCACCCCAAGCAGCCCCGGCAGUGCCAUCCCCACCCUGCUCUGUCCCCCGCAGUGACACGUUGAACAUCGUGGCCUCGGACCACCGGCCCUUCAGCACCAAGCAGAAGGCCAUGGGCAAGGAGGACUUCACCAAGAUCCCCCACGGUGUCAGCGGGGUGCAGGACCGCAUGAACAUCAUCUGGGAGCGUGGUGUGGUGGGGGGUAAGAUGGAUGAGAACCGCUUUGUGGCUGUGACCAGCUCCAACGCUGCCAAGAUCCACAACCUGUACCCCCGCAAGGGCCGGAUCAUCCCCGGGGCCGACGCUGACGUCGUGGUCUGGGACCCCGAGGCCACCAAGACCAUCUCUGCCAGCACCCAGGUGCAGGGCGGGGACAUCAACCUGUACGAGAACAUGCGGUGCCACGGGGUGCCCCUGGUCACCAUCAGCCGUGGGC